AUGUGCGCCGUCCGCGACAGUCGUGAAGACGACGGUGAAGUGGAUGCUCAAGAUGUGGUGCAACUUCCUGGACUCGAUGCUGUUCCGGUGCUUCGUGGUCGGCCAUCGACUCGUGGCGGUGUCACAGCGCAACUGUGUGACGAGUCCCUCCCGGAUCAGCAGGACGAGCUGAGCGAGCUGCUGUACGAGUUCUACAAGACCAACUUCAAGAUAGACGACGGAGAGUUCGUGUUCCCCGACCCCGACUACAGCUUCGAUGUUGUGUUUGGCGCCGUCACGGACACGCUGAUCUUCUUGUGGGAGGAUCUGCUGGAGUUGAAGACGGACAGUCCAGCGAUCCCUCAAGACGCAGAAGACGAAGACCACGCGAUCGACUUCAGGGUCGCCGAGUCGAAGAAGGGCAUCCGAGCCAAUCCGUUGGGCGGGUAUCGCGCACCGACGGAUCUUGUCGACCACCUCGCUGGUGGCGUCGGCUUCGACGCCUUCAUUGAGCAGGUCAAGCGCGACAGGAGGAGACGACAGUGA
Molecule: messenger RNA, 525 nt
Organism: Phytophthora sojae
Lineage: Eukaryota; Oomycota; Peronosporomycetes; Peronosporales; Peronosporaceae
Exons: 3
Coding region: 1-525 (174 amino acids)
Source: RefSeq, a predicted model, not a curated record